AGUGGCUCUUUUCUUUCGUCCCCUGGAGCGCGGCUCGUCGAGUGUUCCUUCCGACGCGCAUGCGCGUCGCGCUCGUAUGCAGUGCCCCUACACGGUGUCAGAAGUGGGCGGUGGUCAACGUAUCUCGCUGAGGCCAUGGACGGUAGCAUUUCCAGAAAAUGGCAAACCAACCCGCAACGGUAAUCCCGGGGCUCCAGCAGCCACCACCGCUGGACUUGGACAAAACGUCAGAGUGGCCGGCGUGGAUCGACCACUUCGAUGAUUACCGCUUCGCCACAGCUCUCAACGAGCGUUCGGGAGAGGUCCAGGUGCGCACGCUACUUUACACAAAGGGACGUACGCCAAGCCCGCGAAGUUUUUGCUACAUUUGAGCUGACCGACGAUGAAGCAAAAAGUUAUGAUGUCGCCAAGCAUAAGUUUGACAGUCAUAUCGUCAAAGAGGGGAACAUUGUUAAAGUGCCUGCUUUCACAGACGCCAGCAAUGGCCAGAAGAAUCGAUGGAUUAGUUCGCAACCGCACUUCACGUUCUGGCAGACCGCUGCGACUUUUUGGGGAUAUGACGAAGAGACUCAUCCGGGACAGGUUUGUCGUCGGGCUCCAAGGCGUGCAACUAUCCGAGGCCUUGCAGAUGGAUCCGCAGCUGACAUUGGCUACGGCGCUGGAUAAGGCGCGCCUCAAGGAAACCGUGCGUCAGCAGCGGCAGCUGAGCCUUCGACCGAAGGUUGUCCACAUCGGGAGCCCGCCAGAACUUCAGGACCAAGGCGUUAUCGUGAACACCGUGGGCCACAAGAAACGACCGCAGCACAAAGAGUGACGGUGCCCCUACUGCGUCGGCGACGCGCACCCGAGGUCGACGUGCCCAGCCAAGGCUUCCAAGUGCCAGUACUGUGGUAACAAAGGGCAUUUUGCGAAACCCUGCCUCAAGAAAGUUGGGUCAGCGCAAAGAAAGACCCUUUCCACCUGGACCGCAACCUUGGUAGCGGUGUGUAUGAGAAGAUGGACAUGCAUAUCAAGAAUGCCUUCAUCAAAGCACUGUCUCACUUUGAAACACCCAUAGACAGUGUUCCUGAAGGCUACUGUUCGUUCCUGGAGUACUACUUUGACCGCCGGCAUCUAGCUGACAAAUUCCUACGGAAGAGUCAGGGAUGCCACCCGCGUGUCAAGAAUGGCGACUCCAGGAAGGAGCCGAACAAAAAUGGGGGCAAGGAAAAUGAUGCAACUGCUGGUGGCAAUUGUCCCAUGGAAGUGCUGCAGCACCCGAGUGGCGGGCUUCGGCACUUCAAGUUUCGGCCGCAGCAGAAUAUACAGAAUCUGGACCCAGAAAACUUGGAUUCGGAGAUGCUGAAGCCUCUAAACCCACAGAGGCCGAAUCCGUCGCAGCUGGGCCCCAUGUUGCACCAGAGGCAACAGGCUGCACAGGGAGCGCGAUCGCGCCAGGCCAGAAACAAGUGGCAUUCUUCGCGUCACCAGCAACAACAGGGUGCUCAAGCAGAGGGCCAUCCCGGGCUUGCUCCCAAUGUGCCAUAUGAGGGGACUGCACCACCGGGGAUCACCCAGACACAGUUCCAGAGUGUGCCACAGAACAUGGGAACGGCAGGUCUCCAGAUGGGAGCUGCCCCCAGCUCCUUUGUCCCACCUCCGCGUUUUGUGGUAGCACCGCCCUUUCGCCCCCCGGGGUCCCUGGGAGCCAACAGCCAGACUGCACCACACCCUGAUGUUCAGGCCUGCAUGCUGGGGCUGGAUCUACAACAGCCAGCGCAACAGCUGUCGGAAGACAUGGGACACCAGCGAUAUGGCCAGAGGCCCAUGGGUCCACUGUCAUGGCACCAUUUCAGUGGCUUUCUUGGACCAAGGGGGCCCCACAACCUUCCCCCACACUUCGUAGCAAUGCCCCCUCCACCAAAUCAGCAGCAGCCCUUCCUCUGCUGGCCCCCUACGAUGCCGCCGUUCGUUACGAUGCAAAGCCAGCCAGUCUUCCCCAGAGCACUGUGCAGUGGCCAUCCAUCACAGCAAUGGGACCCCUCACCACAUGGGAGCCACGAGGUUAAGUCUGUGCCACCGCAAGAUUAGAAAAUCUCUGAAA
Molecule: messenger RNA, 2083 nt
Organism: Dermacentor albipictus
Lineage: Eukaryota; Metazoa; Arthropoda; Arachnida; Ixodida; Ixodidae
Source: RefSeq, a predicted model, not a curated record